Haemonchus placei is the source of this 591-nucleotide messenger RNA. Lineage: Eukaryota; Metazoa; Nematoda; Chromadorea; Rhabditida; Trichostrongylidae. The record is from the annotation of a GenBank genome assembly.
AUGGGGUGCUCUGAUGAGAAGGCAAGCAAUUGCAAAACCGGUGCAACAUUUGCGCACCAGUCGUUAUGCCUGAGUUUCUUUCCUACCUUUUCCUUGGCCCCUCCAACAUUUCAUUUUCAUGAUGCUCACUCGCGCCAUCAAGGACUAAUGUUUCAAUGCGACAUUUGUCAAAUGUCAUUCAGUCAAAAGGCUAACAUGCAUCGUCAUCGGAUGAGACACAACGGAGUCAAGCCAUAUGAAUGCCGACAUUGUAAAAAGCGUUUUUUCCGAAAGGACCAGAUGCAGGAGCACUCAAUGACCCAUAUCAGAACGGGGAUUGAUUUCGCUUGCCCGGUUGCUUUUUGUACGCAUCACUUCAGUCAAUACACAACACUGAGGUCUCAUCUGGAUGAGUCUCACAACAUUUCUACAAUAUCACAGGUGUCUUGUAAAUGUUGCUCUCUCAUUUUCACGAACACCCGCCGUCUUCUCCUCCACUACCAAGCAUACCACGACGAUGAAGAGGUCAAUGUAGUAAAUUUCUCUAGUGUUUUCUUACAGUUUAUGAGCUGCUCUUUGCAGCGGGAGAGCAUUCUCGCCCAUAUAACCUAA